Molecule: messenger RNA, 3978 nt
Organism: Lepisosteus oculatus (spotted gar)
Lineage: Eukaryota; Metazoa; Chordata; Actinopteri; Semionotiformes; Lepisosteidae
Gene: washc5
Product: WASH complex subunit 5
Biological process (GO): endosome organization; endosome fission; regulation of actin nucleation
Cellular component (GO): WASH complex; endosome
Source: RefSeq, a predicted model, not a curated record
UAAAUAAAUCUGCACACACUACUACCGGGUCAUAUGAUUCCAGUCCAAGUGUCAUGUGAUCGUUCUGUACAACAGGAGACUGGAAGGGGACUGUGGUCCCGUGCCUCUACCAGAUGAGCUUCCUCCGGACUGUAUGACUCUUUGACGGUGCCAGGCUGAGGAAUGCUUUAGGAUAUCUUUCUGGCUCUGCAGCUUUGAUCUGAGUGUCAGCCAUGGUAGACUUUCUAGCGGAGAAUAAUUUGUGUGGCCAAGCCAUCUUGAGGAUUGUUUCCCGAGGGAAUGCGGUCAUUGCAGAACUCCUCCGACUCUCGGACUUCAUUCCCAGUGUCUUCAGGCUGAAAGAUAAAACUGACCAACAGAAAUAUGGGGAUAUUAUCUGUGAUUUCAGUUACUUUAAGGGUCCAGAACACUACGAAGGCAAACUGGAGGCCAAGCCAGAGCUCCAGGAUUUAGACGAAGAAUUCCGUGAAAAUAACAUUGAAAUACUCUCACGCUUUUACCUUGCAUUUGAAAGUGUCCACAAAUACAUUGUGGAUUUAAACAGGUAUCUGGAUGAUCUUAAUGAAGGUGUUUACAUUCAGCAGACAUUGGAAACCAUUCUAUUGAAUGAAGAUGGGAAACAGCUCGUGUGUGAAGCUCUCUAUUUGUAUGGAGUCAUGCUGUUGGUCAUUGACCAGAAGAUUGAAGGUGAGGUCAGAGAGAGGAUGCUGGUGUCUUAUUACAGAUACAGUGCUGCCCGCUCGUCGGCAGACUCCAAUCUGGAUGACAUCUGCAAGCUGCUGCGUAGCACAGGGUACUCGUGCCAGCCCGGGUCCAAACGGCCCCCGAAUUACCCAGAGAGCUACUUCCAGAGAGUGCCCAUCAGCGCCACCUUCGUCAGCAUGGUGAUAGGCCGCCUGCGCUCGGACGACAUUUACAACCAGGUCUCUGCUUAUCCCCUGCCUGAGCACCGAAGCACAGCCCUGGCCAACCAGGCUGCCCUGCUGUAUGUCAUCCUGUAUUUCAACCCCUCCAUCCUCCACACACAGCAAGCCAAGAUGAGGGAGAUCGUGGAUAAAUACUUCCCAGACAAUUGGGUUAUCAGCAUCUACAUGGGGAUCACAGUGAAUCUUAUAGAGGCCUGGGAACCCUACAAAGCUGCCAAGACUGCCUUGAAUUACACUCUUGAUCAAGCUAAUAUUAAAGAACAGGCCAGUCGCUACGCUGCCAGUGUGGAGACGCUGAGGCCCCAGGUGCAGCAGUUUCUGAAGGAGGGCUUCCUGAGGGAGGAGAUCGUGCUGGACAACAUUCCCAAGCUGCUCAACUGCCUCCGGGACUGCAACGUGGCCAUCCGGUGGCUGAUGCUUCACACGGCCGAUUCAGCUUAUGACCUAAACAACAAAAGGUUGCGUCAGAUUAAGGAUCAAGUGAUCAAUGACUCCAAAUACAAUUCCAAGAUCCUCUUCCAACUACUGCUGGACACGGCUCAGUUUGAGUUUCUUCUUAAGGAGAUGUUCAAGCAGAUGCUGUCUGAGAAGCAGGCGAAGUGGGAGAGCUACAAGCAGGAGGGCUCAGAGAGGAUGACUGAGCUGGCUGAUGUCUUUUCUGGGGUCAAACCCCUGACAAGGGUGGAGAAGAAUGAGAACCUGCAGGCGUGGUUCAGGGAGAUAUCCAAACAGAUCCUGUCUCUGAACUACGAAGAUUCCACGGCUGCCGGGAGGAAGACAGUGCAGCUGAUCCAGGCCCUGGAGGAGGUGCAAGAGUUCCACCAGCUGGAGUCCAAUCUGCAGGUCUGUCAGUUCCUCGCCGACACCCGCAAGUUCCUUCACCAGAUGAUCCGUACCAUUAACAUCAAGGAGGAGUUCCUGAUCACCAUGCAGAUCGUGGGAGACCUGUCCUACGCCUGGCAGCUCAUCGACAGCUUCACGGGUAUCAUGCAAGAGAGCAUUCGAGUGAAUCCGUCAAUGGUGACCAAACUCCGGGCCACGUUCCUGAAGCUGGCGUCGGCUCUGGACCUGCCCUUGCUGAGGAUUAACCAGGCCAACAGCCCUGACCUGCUCAGUGUGUCUCAGUUCUACUCCGGCGAGCUCGUCUCCUAUGUGAGGAAGGUGCUGCAGAUCAUUCCUGAGAGCAUGUUUACUUCCCUGGCCAAAAUUAUCAAGCUGCAGAUCCAUGACAUCAUGGAAGUGCCCACUCGUCUGGACAAGGACAAGUUGCGGGAUUAUGCCCAGCUGAAUGCCCGCUAUGAGGUCGCCAAACUGACUCAUGCCAUUUCAAUUUUCACCGAAGGAAUCCUUAUGAUGAAAACAACCCUUGUUGGCAUCAUCAAGGUUGACCCUAAGCAGUUACUGGAAGAUGGCAUAAGGAAAGAAUUAGUGAGAAGAGUAGCAUUUGCUCUUCAUAAGGGUCUCAUCUUCAACCCCAAAUCUAAGCCUAGUGAGCUGAUGCCCAAACUAAAGGAAAUGGCUGCCACUAUGGAUGGCUUCUAUCGGUCCUUUGAGUACAUCCAGGAUUACGUGAGUAUCUACGGCCUGAAAAUCUGGCAGGAGGAGGUGUCCCGCAUUAUAAACUACAACGUCGAGCAGGAGUGCAACAGCUUUCUCAGGACAAAGAUCCAAGACUGGCAGAGUGUGUACCAGUCAACCCACAUCCCCAUUCCAAAGUUCCCCCCAGUGGACGAGUCCGCCACCUUCAUUGGACGCCUGUGUCGAGAGAUUCUAAGGAUCACAGACCCAAAAGUGACGUGCUACAUUGACCAGAUGAACACAUGGUAUGACAUGAAGACGCGUCAGGAGGUGACCAACAACAGACUGUUUUCAGAGAUCCAAGACACACUGGGAACGUUUGGGCUAAAUGGCCUUGACAGACUUCUCUGUUUCAUGAUUGUGAAGGAGUUACAGAACUUCUUGAACAUGUUGCAGAAGACAAUCCUUCGGGACAGAACUGUGGUUGAUGUUUUCAAAGCUUUGCUGAAUUCUGUAAACCCUGUUAAAGGAAUUGUUGGGAAUGCAAAUAAAGUGUAUUCCGCAGCUGUUGCAAAAACACAAAAAAUCUGGACCUCGUAUUUGGAAGCAAUUAUGAAGGUUGGUCAGAUGCAGAUUCUAAGACAGCAGAUAGCUAAUGAGUUAAACUACUCCUGCAAGUUUGACUCGAAGCACCUGGCUGCUGCUCUGGAAAAUCUGAACAAGUCUCUCCUUUCUGACAUUGAGGCUCAUUACCAGGACCCUUCCCUGCCGUACCCCAAAGAGGAUAACACCCUCCUGUAUGAAAUCACGGCGUACUUGGAGGCUGCCGGGAUUCACAACCCCCUGAACAAAAUCUACAUAACCACCAAGCGGUUACCAUAUUUCCCCAUUGUGAACUUUCUGUUUCUAAUUGCUCAGCUUCCUAAGCUGCAGUACAACAAAAACCAAGGAAUGACCUGCAGAAAGUCGACUGAUCCAGUUGACUGGCCUCCUCUUGUGCUGGGUCUGCUUACCCUCCUGAAGCAGUUCCAUUCCAGAUACACUGAGCAGUUUCUGGCUCUGAUUGGCCAGUUCGUUCGCUCCAUAAUGGAGCAGUGCACGAGCCAGAAGAUUCCGGAGAUGCCGUCGGAUGUGGUCGGGGCGCUCAUGUUCCUGGAGGAUUAUGUGCACUAUACCAAACUCCCCCGGAAGGUGGCAGAAGCCCACGUCCCCAGCUUCAUCUUCGAUGAGUUUCGAACAGUUCUGUGAUGGGGCUGGUCACAAGACUGCAGCGGGGGGCCUGGGCCUUCGUAUGACACGGCUCACCCCCUUCAUCUCAAUAGCCUGCGGGGGCUUCAAGCUCUAAUGGGCCUUUUUUCGCUUCUAGGUUUCUAACCAACGCAGUGACUGAAUGUUUAGUGUCGUUAACUACGUGUCUUUAAUAUACAGCUAUUAACUGGAUAAAAUGUGUGCAGUUUUGCUAAAAACAAGUUGUCUAACAGUUUAUACAAAAUGCCAUGUGAUCUCUUAUUAAUAAAUUAGGUGCUUCACUGUU